Staurois parvus is the source of this 318-nucleotide messenger RNA. The record is from the annotation of a GenBank genome assembly. NCBI's taxonomy places the organism in Eukaryota, Metazoa, Chordata, Amphibia, Anura, Ranidae.
AUGUAUGUGAAAUGGUUUGAUACAGUAAUGUUUUACUAUGUGAUUUUAGUGAAUUUAGUGAAUGUCACUUUUUGUAAUUUUCAAAUUUCCCGCCGUUCCAUCCCCGUACGUCCUGACGCUUGCAGGGGACGGAACCCAGAUGACAGAUGCCGGCAUCUGCUGGAGGACAUUACAGAGGACACUGCAGGAGGGACAUCGCGGGAAACGCAGGACAAGGUAAGUGAUCGAGGGAUCCUGGAGCAGCGCUGCAUGGUAAGCCCGAGUGUAGCUCGGGGUUACCGAUUGUGCUACACUCGGGAAUACCGCCAGGGAGGCUAC